This is a messenger RNA of Uloborus diversus, 3180 nucleotides long. RefSeq names its product polycomb group protein Psc-like. Gene Ontology annotation, cellular component: PRC1 complex. The transcript is spliced from 9 exons. NCBI's taxonomy places the organism in Eukaryota, Metazoa, Arthropoda, Arachnida, Araneae, Uloboridae. Bases 19 to 2451 code for a protein of 810 amino acids. Gene Ontology annotation, biological process: negative regulation of transcription by RNA polymerase II. Gene Ontology annotation, molecular function: promoter-specific chromatin binding. The record is from RefSeq and is a predicted model, not a curated record.
GGCGCAGGCAGUGUGGCGAUGUUGAAGUCUAAGCGACUCAAGGUCACGGACUUGAACCCGCACUUAUCCUGCAUCCUCUGCGGAGGCUAUUUUAUUGAUGCGACCACCAUCACUGAGUGCCUACACUCCUUUUGCAGAGCAUGCAUUGUGCGGUAUUUGGAGACAAGCAAGUACUGCCCUGUGUGCGAAGUACAGGUUCACAAGUCCCGGCCUCUGCAUUACAUACGGUCGGAUAAGAUGUUGCAGGAUAUAGUUUAUAAGCUCGUCCCUGGUCUGUUUGAUAAUGAAAUGAAAAGGAGAAGAGAACUUUAUGCAUCCCAGCCUCCUGAAGCCAUCAAAGAAUCUCGUGAUGCCGAAGACCGAGGGGAAUGCUUGGACGAGAAAUUCAUCUACGCGCCGGAUGAAAUUUUCAGUCUCUCUAUCGAGUUUGGGUGUGAGGAAAAUCAAAGUGUUUCAUCCGAUGAUGCUGACGACCUGGCUCCUAAAAGACGUUUCUUGCGAUGUCCGGCUGCUGUGACCAUUGGACACCUAAAGAAGUUUAUCCGCAUGAAAUAUGGCAUCCCCAAUGCUUAUGAGAUUGACUUGAGGUACGACAAAGAGUCUGUUUUAGAUGAAUAUACUUUGAUGGAUGUUGCUUACAUCUUUCUGUGGCAGAGGAAAGGACCGAUGCGUUUUAAGUACAGAAUCAUGGAGAGGCCUCCUCGAGUUAUAGAAACGGAAAGUAGGCCGAUAAAGCAAGAAAUUGCAGAAGAUGAUAAGAUACAAGGGUUAAAUGAAGUUAAGCCUGAAGUGGAAAAGGAGAGCUCGGCAGAUAUACCCAUGCAACAAGCACCUCCGGAAAUCUUGCCCGACGUGAAGAAAGAAGAUGGCGCUAGUGCUACAGACAAUGGAAUGGAUAUCGUUGUAGAAGAUCCUAAACGUGAGCCAAAACCGAAAGUAGAACAAGAACUUACAGAAAAAUCUCCGAAUAGGCAACCACCUCCUGAGGAAAAAGUGGGUAAAAAAGACACUUUCGAACCACCAGAAACUGUACAUGUCUCCUCAAAGAAAGACUCUAAAUCAAAUGUGUUUAAAUUUCCUCCCAGUUCCUUGCAUAAAAGUUCAAGUUCCGAGAACAAACCUGCUGUGAUGACUGUUGCUCCCCUCACCAAAACAUCUGCUUCUGAGCCAACUUCCAGUACUACGUCGUCAACUGGUACUGUCACGCAUGGACUCUAUACAGGCAUUUCUAUAAAGAAAUCUCCUCCAAAUACGCUACCGCCAUUUAGAAUCUCAUCCCACCUGCUGCCACCUCGUGUUCCACCCCUUAAGCUGUCUCCCCCUCGCUUUUCCAGCGGCUCCAAACUGGAAUACUGCUUGCGACAAAUGUCCCCCAAAGAAACUUCAUCUUACAAGAAAUCCUCCUCAAAAAAGUCGAGAUCAUCCCGAAGCUCCUUGGAUAAGUUAGAAUCAAAGGUUGCGCAACUGAAAUCCGCUUCUAUUAAGAGUGUGGCUCCUCUAGUGAUAUCCGUCCCCUCAGAAUCAAAAAUAACUGAACGGAAGGCUGUUCCUGAACCUCCAUUGGUUGAGAAAAAGGUAGAAGAAUCAGCUUCGUCAAAAGCCACGGUGAAUGAAACUGUAACAUCAGAAGAAACUAAGAGCACAUACGAUGACGACAAAAUGGAUCUUGAUAACGAUCUAUUUGAAGGACCUUUGGUGAUUGCUGAGCCUGAUGUCGUGUCCAAAGAGGACUCUGACAGCUCCAACGGCAAACUUCCGGACAUCCAUUCCAAGGAGAAUUCCAAAGAAGAGGAUCCGGAAGAUGAAGAGAUCGAUGUCGUUGAUGAUAUUGAAGUUGACAGCGGAAGGGGUAGCGACAGCAGCAGUCGUGCCGAAGCGAGAUCGUUGUGUGGUGACGACGAUUUGGGCUCGCCAGACUCUGUUCCGAAGACACCCGAAUUGGACCGCCAACCUGUUGUGUCGCUGCAAAACCUAUGCCAUCUAACAUCGGAAACGAAACCAGUUUCUGCGAAAUGCAAUGGUGUGUCCUCUCGAAUGAGCAGCAGCAGCACGUCUCCCGUGAUCAACGGAGGAGGCGACUGUGGUGUUUUGGACUUGUCGAAAUGCAGCAGAAAGCGCGUGCACGAGCCCGAUUCGCCAAUGCAACGUUCCAAACCGAACGUUGCCAACCCGGCAGUCCUCGACAAGAAUCGUCAAACGACGUCGUGUCCUAAACCAGACCAUCCGUCUUUCAAAGAUGCGACUACGGUGCUUCCCCACGUCAAUAUCUUCAAGAGCAAGUCUGAGCCAAGCCCGAACUUUAAAUGCAUUAUUCCUCCGACAAAUGGAAACAGACAAAAGAUUGUUAUUAAGAACUUGGGGCCAAGUCCAAACCGCUUACCUGAUCGCUUUCAUCAUCACCAUCAUAAUCAUAAUCAUCACAGUCAUCAUCACCACCAUCAAAGGAUGUAAAAAGCAUGUACAAAAAGGACAUUGUAGAAAUUUUGAAAUUUUCAUGUAUUAUGGAGGGCAAAACAGUGAAAGAGAACAUUAAAAGCACAGAUGGCAUAUUAAUUAAAAUUUCUUGGUUUUUUCCUUUUUUUUUCUUUUGAGGUGAGGGGAUGAAAGUACAAUUUUACUUUUUGCUUCCUUAAUUAAUUAUUAUUUAUUGGUUAACUUAAAAAAGAACGCAUUUACUUUGAGCUGCUAAGUAGUUUGUCUAAAUGAGACAUUUGUCAGGGAACUUUCUACCACAAUAAUGAAAACGAGAGCCCGGAUCAUAUGCAAAUGGCAGUAUGUGCAAAAACAAUUGCAUAUUUUUGCUUUUUUUGACGAAAAAAAAAAUAUGCACUGCAUUAAAACUACAUCCUCAAAAUAACUUCACAUCAGUGCGUUUUUUAUUAACUUAUAUAAUUUUUCGUCCCCCCCCCCCCUCCAUUUGAGAAAGGCACAAAAAACUAUUUUGUUCUUCAUGAAGUACAAAUGAUCAGGCGACCUGCGCGUUUUUCUCGGGCCGUCCGAUUUUAUUUUUAUUUAUUUAUUUAUUAUUAUUAUUUUUUUUUUUUUUUUUUUUUUUUUUUUUGCAUACUGUUAAUGCGCAUACUACUUUUUGUGCAUUGGAUCGCCAAAAAUAAAAACAUGCACAAAUAGAAAGGACCUUCGUGUUUUUAUUCAAAUGUUCAGAAAACUUUUACUUGCAUG